AUGAGUCAAGCAACUACAAGAUUAGGGCAAUUGACACAAUUAUCGUGCAAGGUAUUUUCGAAUGUGUAUAACCCUAGCUGUGCACGUACUGGUAACAAGGUGCUUCGUCAACGUUUGAUCGGGUCUUCUUUGACCAGUUAUAAUCCUCAAAAGCUUGUGCAUUUCAGAGACAUUCAAGCUUUGUAUCCUCAACUUGGACUUGUUGAUUUGGACGAAAAAGAACGACUUGAUGAGAUUGCCAGAAGAAAGAGAAGAGGAAAGGGUGCACCAAAGAAGGGUCAAGGCAAGCGUGCUUCCAACAAAAAGAAAUAA
Messenger RNA from Mucor mucedo, 312 nucleotides. Its product is annotated as mitochondrial ribosomal subunit S27-domain-containing protein. The transcript is spliced from 2 exons. Gene Ontology annotation, cellular component: mitochondrion. NCBI's taxonomy places the organism in Eukaryota, Fungi, Mucoromycota, Mucoromycetes, Mucorales, Mucoraceae. Bases 1 to 312 code for a protein of 103 amino acids. The record is from RefSeq and is a predicted model, not a curated record.